AUGGGUCCUGCCACCUUCCUGGGGCUCUGCCUGCUGGGCUGCCUAGUCCUGCACCCCACACUGCCAGGGGCUCAGGCCACCAAGUGUCCCCGGGGGUGGUUGUCCUUCGGGGGCCACUGCUACGGCUACUUCGGGCAGGGGCUGAGCUGGAGGAAGGCUGAGAACCCCCCCCAGACCUGGCGGUGCCCCCAGGCGUGGUGCCAGGCCACCCGCGGGGGGCACCUGGCGUCGCUGCACAGCCCCGAGGAGCACCGGGUGCUCGCCGCCUUCAUCGCCCAGCGGCCACGGCGUGAGGACGACGAGGACGGCGUGUGGAUCGGGCUGCACCGGCGCCGCCAGUCCUGGCUCUGGGCUGACGGGUCCCCACGGCGUUACUGGGCCUGGGAGGGGGACGACGGCCCCGGGCCCGGCCCCGUGGGACAGCCCUGCGUGGCCCUGGAGGACUCGGCUGGGUUCAUGGCCUGGGAGGGCGAGUCCUGUGUCGAGCGCAAACCCUUCGUCUGCAAAUACGCGGCGUAG
This is a messenger RNA of Myiozetetes cayanensis, 519 nucleotides long. RefSeq names its product dromaiocalcin-1-like. Lineage: Eukaryota; Metazoa; Chordata; Aves; Passeriformes; Tyrannidae. The coding region runs from base 1 to 519 and encodes 172 amino acids. The transcript is spliced from 5 exons. The record is from RefSeq and is a predicted model, not a curated record.